Messenger RNA from Protopterus annectens (West African lungfish), 10738 nucleotides. RefSeq names its product TATA-box binding protein associated factor, RNA polymerase I subunit C (gene TAF1C). Gene Ontology annotation, cellular component: fibrillar center. The coding region runs from base 89 to 3910 and encodes 1273 amino acids. The transcript is spliced from 15 exons. The record is from RefSeq and is a predicted model, not a curated record. Lineage: Eukaryota; Metazoa; Chordata; Ceratodontiformes; Protopteridae. Gene Ontology annotation, biological process: transcription by RNA polymerase I. Gene Ontology annotation, molecular function: RNA polymerase I core promoter sequence-specific DNA binding.
CUGUUUUUACUGCAUCUAUGAACUGCUUUUAGACGAAACCAUUAUUUUCAUUACACAGUUGUUUGUGUGACUAUUCGAAGGUCUGAAAAUGGAACCAUUUCCUCAUUCCAUGUUCCCCAGAUUUUAUGGUUCGGGUCCCCCUAGGAGAGAGAUGCCAUGUUUUCCUGUAGUUUCAGGCUGGGGAGAAUACAUGCAUAUGCAAGCAGUUGCCAAAAGUCAAAGCAGGGAGAGUUUUGAAUUUGCACCUAUGCAGCAUGUUCAAGGGGAGAUUUGGGAACCCACUGAGCCAGCAUCGAUACCUCUUCUACCACCAGAUUCAGUUUCCAGAAUUCAAUCAUUGGACAGUGAAGAACUCCUAUACCAUGGGCAGUUUAAGUGUGUCACAGAAAAAAAGGGAUACCCUAUGAAAAUUAACUUCACUCAUCAGCUUAGCAACUUCUUUCGUGAUUAUUUUGAUGUUGCUUUUCAUUCAAUGGGAAACCUCCUAGAAGAACAUUUUUAUAUGGGGUCCAAAAGAGUUAUUGGAAAUGCACGAAAGAAGAUGUUGAGUAUGUAUUUCUUUGAAGAGUUUAUGGAUAGAGUCAAGUAUAACAGUUGUCAGUUUUCAUGUUACAGCUCUGCCUCAAAGAAAAUGAGCGUACUUAUGAAUGACUGGCUUUGUGAUAUCCCAGUGGACUUGCUAGCUGAAGAAAUUCAGAGAGAGAUGAAAACACAAGUGAAAGAAAUAUUGUUUACUAAAGCUUCUGCUGGAGGAGCCCUUGCCUGUGUUCCACUCAGAGAUGAUUUUCAGCAAGGCUGUCUCAUCUAUCCGUGCACAGAGGCAAUGAAUGUGCUCAAUUUUAGGAAAGUUGUACUAAAGGCCAGCAAGAAUAAGGCUCCGUAUUUGAGAGUAAAGGACCAGCCAGUGACAUUUGAACUGAAAGGUGCAGUCCGUCAAAUCACUACUGGGAGUCCUGAGGACCAAGUUCUUGUGGGUGUCCGUUCUGAUUAUCUCUCUGGAGUCUGGAAUCUCGGUAGGGGACUGAAACCUGAUCUUCUACAAGUGGUGCAGACAGAGAACAUUGCAACAUGCAUAAAUGUCAGUUCUCACAUACUGGGGGAACUGCUUAUUUGCACUGAAAGUGGAACAUUGUAUCUCUGGAAAGUAGAUGAUGGCUUACAGAAGAUCCGUACAGAACAUGAUAAUCUUUACUUCAGUGAUCAGUCAGCAUGGAGAUGGAGUGAUUUUACAGCACAUCCAAGGGUUGUUACAUAUGCUGAUACCACAGGAGUAGACUUAACCGACAUGCGGACUCCAGAAUCUCAAAGUAAGAUGCUAUUUAAGAUUGGACAAGAAGCCGAUUGCCAAAUAGGAGAGAGAAUAAUGCUGCUGAAGCACUUGACAGAUGUUCAUUCUUACCACCAUCUCAUCACCACCCAGCACUCGUUGUAUAUCAUUGAUGAGCGUUUCCCAGUUAUACCUCUUCUCAAGAAAGACCACAUGCUGAGAUCUCCACCCAUAUUUGCUCAUGUCACUCAAACUACACAGAAGAAUGGGUCUGUUAAGAUGCUGCUGGGGACACAGCGCACUCAAGAGAUCAUGCUACUACAGUACACAGGUAGAAGUGACCUUUCUUGUCAUAUCCUUGGUCCUCCCCGAAAACUCUUCAGCCCACCUGAAUGUCUAGAGCACCUUCCUGUACAACUACCUCACAGGGAAAAAGCUAUUAGUCAAAGAUUACACUCACCUGGCGCAGGACUAAGUGCAGCAUACCAUAAUCAUCAAGGGAAAGAGUCUAUGUAUGUUUUUCAUUUAACUAAUGCGGGUGAUAUCUUCUAUCAGACGCUUGUACGAAAAGAAGUACAGCCCCCAUCAAGACAGUUAAAUGUGCACUCACUUUGCUCAAAUUUUGUAGAGCUUAAUAAGGCUAGUGAUCCUGAAGUAGAUCUACACUGUCAUGAAAACUCUGGAGCUGUUCCAAAGGACGGAUCUGUUUGCUUAGCAGAUUGUGAGGAUGAGAGAGGAAAUACAAAUGAGUUGGAAGUGGUGUUGAAUGACUCAACUAAUGAGUCAUGGAACAGGGAAUUGGAAGGACCCCUUCCAUUCCAAGAAGAGCAGAGAGAUGAAGGAUUGCAGGGGGAAAAUUCUACUCCUGACAGUCAUUGUGUAGAACAGAUGUGUGCAGACAAAAGGAAUGUGCACAGAACACCAGUGAUGAGUAAAGCAGCUCGCAUCAAGUGCAGAAAGUGGUUGAAUUUGUAUACACACAAGCAAAAGACACUUGAAUUAGGUUGUUGGCAAAAAAAAAGUCAUCCUAUAUUGCGCACUAAACACAUAUUUUUUUCUAAAGAUUUCCAGAAAGUAAAUGAAGAAAAUUCAUUCUUUAUUGAUGCUCGGAAAAAAAUGAAAGCAGUAAUGAAGGAGAGCAAAGUAUUCAACCACAGCACUUUUCCACUUUUGGAGCUUGUUAGCAUACCAGAUCCUGUAGAUCCUUCACCUUGGCAUGACGAUCUCAGUGAAAGACUAACAGCAUCUUGGGAGGGAAGAUGGAAUGACUGGUGGGAAGAAAAGCUGGGCCUUAACCGUGGGAAAAAAGUCCGUGCUUUGUGGGAGAAGAGACGGAGGCAAAAGUUAAAGAAGGCACGGAGCAGGCAAAUGCUGUCAGGUAGUUUUACUGGUUCAGCGAGUUAUUCAGAAAUGUCAGAUAUUGGUGACUACUCUGGUCAAUCUGAAGUUGCAGAGGAUUCCUUUUACAGUGAUUGCCCUUUGUACAAGUCUGAUGUUUGUGAACAUUCACCGUCACCUGCUUCGCAAGGCAGUGACAUUUCAAACCUUGAACUUAAAACACCUCCGGUACUGUAUCCUGCAAGAGCAAAAGGUUAUAAAGGUGAUAGAAGCAGAGAAGGGGCAUUGUCACCAUUGCCUGCAGUUUCACUGGGUUAUACUGAUAAAUACUCUAUUCUAAAACAGAAUGAACAAUGUGUGGAUCCUAUCCCUGAUGUUUCUGGAGCCCUUGAGGUGGGUUUUUCUGUACUUGAAAAGCAAACUCCUCAACAGCUUGAGAAGAUGCAGAAGAGCACAGUAUCACAAGAUUGCCUGCAUCCAUUUUCUGAGUCUCAGGCUCAGAUUCUAGCAGGAGAUUCGCCUCCUUCCCAGAUGUCUCAUAGAAAUGAUUCCCCUAGAUGUAAGAGCAAGCGUAUCCGCAGUGCUGCUGUCUGUGAUUCUCAGCAGUCAGAAAACGGCAUGACACAGGUGCCAGAGUCUGUAUGCUCUUCUGCACCCUCAAUAUCCCAGUCUUCUGAGGUGUGCUGUCUGCAAACCACUGGGCCUCAUGCUUCCACCAGCUCCAAGAGUUCACUGCCUUUAUCUCCGUUAUCACACUCAUCAUCUGCUGCUUUGCAAGAUCACUCCCUAAAGUCUCGUCAUUGUUCUUUGCCACAGUUUGCUGAUUUACAAGGGCAGUUCUUGAAUCUGUCAGCUCAGUCUCCAUUGCAGACUGCUUCAGCUAUUUAUCAGUCUAGUACAUCUACAUCACAGAAGAGAUCUUUACUUACACAUAAGAAUACUCAACCCAUCACGUUACACAAGAGUCAUCAGCGUUCCUCUUCAUCACAGUCUUCUGCUUUACUAGGGAGCUCUUUGACAUCCUCUCAUUCUCAGAUUGCUACGAGUACUAGUACACAACAAAACACAGUGACUGUAAAGAGGAAAUUGGUGGACCACCUGUCAGCUCUUGCAGAUGUUCAGAAGCCAGAACAGUUUCAAGAGCAGGAUGAAAGUAUUACUUUCCCUCAGUUGUCCUCUCAAACACUCAGUAGUAGCCUUCUUUCACAGUUGGACUGCAGGACUAGAACACAAAGAUCUGUUCAGUCUUCCUCACAGAGAAGUUCAAUAGCCUCUCAGUCUAAGAAGUCUAGAAUGGGCUUUUAGCUGAAUUUUGUUCUGUAUAUGUUUAAAAAUCUGUACAUAAUGAAGCUUAUGAACAAAGACUUCUAUUCAUAUUAUCAAAAUGGCAACGUUUUGCAGAAUUGUGAUGCUGCAUUAUUUUGAACUGCAUGGAUAAAUUUGGAGGUUGCUAUCUGACAGCAGUGGAACUGAUCAUAGAAAAUGAGUACAACAUUGCGAAGCUGACAUUUGCAAGUCAUUACAGAAAUGGUUGAACUAGGCUUUUAAAACUCGGUGUGAAAAGAAAAGACUGUGAUAAGGCUGAUUUCAUGAAAAAAAUUUAUUUUUAUUGUUUGAAAAAAAAGUGAAAUUAUAGGUACAUGUGUAAUACCCUUUCUUGUCACUUCAUUACAUGUGGGAAAGUUCUGCCAGCGACAGCUCAACAUCUGGCCAAAGCCUUUAUAAUCCUCCCAGUCUCAUGCAUUAGGCAUUUGCUCUUCACACAAGUGUAGGGCAUAAAUGUGACGUACGCACGCUCAGUACUCAAUUUCUUUGCCGGCAGUCCAAAUACCAUGAUUGAACAUCGGUCUGAGCACCUUUCACUUGAGCUGGUUCCUACCAAGUCAUUUACAGAUGAUUGCCCUUUUGGGGUCCCUUCUUUAAUUUUUUUUUCUAUGUAUUUACUGGGAGUUCAUGUCAUCCAUGAGAGGAAAAUGCCUGUGUGGGAGGCAGAGUCCCGUAAAGGUAGACAUGAGACGUGCCAUUCUGCUUAGGUGCUACGCCCAACCAUACCCAUUGUACCAUUUGUCAUUUUUUCCAAAAACUCUGCAACCAUCUAUCUUUAUUGUCCAUCUGCCUGGAGAACCAAAAUCUUAAGCUUCUGACCCAGGGUACCAUAGACAAAUUUCUUGCCCCAAGGUACAGACGUCUGUUAAAAAGAAGACUAAAAAGUUUAUCUGAUUCUAUUGCAGUCCAUCCUCCACUGGAAGUGUCUGUCAAAAUGGAUAAAGACUCCAAAGAGCGUGCAUUGCUGACUCUGGUUUCCUCUACCCCGACCCUAUUGGAGGCUGGCAUGGAGCCAGCCUCUUGUAUAUCAGAGUAUUCCACAAAUUCUAAUUAGAGAAGAGGUACCCUUACAGAGUCUAGGCAGUACUCUGAUCCUCCUAGGUUAGUCAAAGCUGAUGCCCCAUUAAAAAUAAGCAGAACACUAAAAACAUAUCUCCUACUGCUAAAGAUCCUUGUAGAGUGGCAGGAUUUUACCUAAGGUUUGUGCAGUGUUUUGAUGGCACCGAAGCCCCCUCAGGAAUUAUCUGUUUCUAUUCUCUCGUCUUCUACCCAUGCCAAAACUAAUCAGUCUGAUUCCUUGUGUGAGGAGUUGGAUUCAGGAGAUGAUUCCUAGGCCUGUUCCUCAUAAAUCACUUCACCAUUAGACGCUGGGUUAGAGGAAGAGGAUUCUUUGACCUUGAUUCUCCCUUUGAGGAAUUGUCCUUUGGGAACAAGGUAGUUUGCAUGAUGUAACAUUUUAAAUGGGAUUGCACCCAAGUCAGUGACAUCUAAAAGAGGCAUUAUGAGCAGUUACAAAUGGAAUCUCCUAAACCUUCUGCUAUUCCCCCUGUUCUGGCUGCCUUGCUGGACAACGUUUGCAGAUGCUUCUUUGGCUCCUGAUUCUCAGCAUCUGGCCCCCAAGAAGCCUGACCACUUUUAUAAUGUGCAUGAGGCUUUUAAGUACCUUUACAAGUGUCCUUCAGACCCUGCUGUGAUCUCUGCUUCUGCUUAUAAGCCAUCCAAGCUUUUGUCUUCUACCAAACUUCUCAGUUCUGACAAAUACAGUCAAGCUAUGCAGAGGCCGGGUAAAAAUGUUUAUACUUCUAUUACUAUGGCCUUUAGGGUCAUGACUUGUCAUAUCCCUAUGAUUAUGUUCUGACUCUUUUCUCUCAACUUGUGGGGUCUUUUCAGACUUUCCUGACUCUGAAAGCCAGACUGCUGCCUUUUCCUUAUUGAGUUCCACUUUGCAGGUAGCUUGGUACUCUAUCAAAUGUAGUUAAGAUGCAGCUGAUACAUCUUCUAGAGCUGCUGCUUCAGAUUCCGUUAUAAGGAGAUGCUCUUGGCUUCACCUACAAGCUCCUAGGUGUUCCUGUGGACUACCAAAAUCUUUUUGGUACUGCUGCUUUCUGACCUGUUUAAGAAUCUACAAGACAAAGCUAAAGUUGUGCAGGACCGUAAACAAAGUUUUGUUUCUCCUAUCCACAAAUUUCAGAGAAAAUAUCCUUCUAAAUCUGCUUAUGUUCGCAGGCAACCACACAAGCUUCCUAAAGGAAAAAGGAGUUUCUAGGCGCAUAUUUUCUGAUAAACUAAGAAUCAAAAUCCCCCCUUUCAAGGGCAAAUCUGCCUCCAUCUGACAUAUUCCCCCUCCCCCCCGGUCAUGUUGUCUUGUCUCUCGGGCUUUUCCAGUCUCUCCCUGUCUGGCAACAGAUUAUUUCAAACUUUUGGGUGCUUCCCAUUAUCAUCAUGGUUAUUUUAUGAUAUGCAAGUCCCCUUUCCCCCUUCUCAUGACCAACUUCCUCACUUUGCUGUGGUCCUGUAAAAUCUAUUAGAUCGGGUAACAAUCCAUCCCAUUCUGUAAUCCCAGUGGGGAACAGAUUUUUUCCAGGAUGUUUCUGGCUCUCAGAAAAGAGAGGUCAUGGAGGCCUGUCCUAGAUUUAUUCUUUCUCAACAUCUUUCUAAGUAUUCCUUCUUUCAGAAUGCUUUCCUUCCAGACUGUGUUUAUCCUCUGGUCUCUCUAGAUGUAAAGGAUGCCUGUCUUCAUAUCCCCAUUCACCCUCUCUUCAGAAAGUCUUUUUUUUAUAUCUCUCUCUUUCUUCCUCUCAUUUUCAGUUCCCUGCUUUGCUCUUUGGUCUUUCUACAGCUCCAAGGGUAUUCACCAAAUGCAUGGACCCUGUGAUAGCCUUUUGAGGCUUCAGGGAAUCCAGAUAUCAAAUAUCUGGAUUACCUGCUUCUUCAGGCUCCCUCCCAAUCCUGGCUUCUUUGGGUUUACACGUUUUACCAUGCUCCUUCUGCAGAGUUUGGGGUUCACCAUCAAUCUCAAGAAGUCAGUUCUGAUUGCUCCUCAAGCCCACAUUUUUCUGGGUUGCAGAAUCCAAACCAUCUGAAUGUUUUCCUCUCUCCCAUCUCCCAAAGUUCUGUCUCUAACAACAUGUUUCCAGUCUCUGAUCCCUAUUUCUCUCAUUCUUCCAAAAUAAUUUCUCAGAGCCUUGGGGUUCGUGGCAUACACCAUCCCCAUGAUUCCCUUUGCCAAGCUUCAUAUGACAAAGCUUCAGUGGUACCUCAAAGCUGUUUUGCCACCCUGUAGAGUUUCCAGUUCCUCUCCUACCCUGUCUCAAACUAGAGUUUCACUGAUGAAUUUGGCAGAUCUCCCUCAAUGUAGGCCUGCAUUUUCAGACUCCUAUCCCUCCUCAAGAGCUUUUCAUAGGUGCUUCUGAUCAGAGGUGGGGAGCCUCUUCUAACAGUCUGAAGGUUCAGCGUCUCUUGCUCCAUCAGUAGUUAGACCACAUCAGCAUAAAAGAGAUGAGGAUGCUAAUUAUUCCUCUACAAACCUUCCUUCCUCUUUGGACAUCAGGCCCUCUGAAGGUCUUUGCAGACAAUCCCACAGUCAUGUGGUACAACAAACAGACUAUCUGUUCAGACCUGGGACUUUGCUAUCCACCAUCAGAUAACUCUUCAGGUGGUCUGCACAUCCCUUCAGAACACACCCUUGUGGAGGACUGAGCAGGUCCAGGGCACAACCUUAAUAAUGGAUGCUUCACAGAGAGGUGUUUCUGGACAUUGUACAUUGGUAGGGUAGUCCUCAAGUGGAUCUUUGUGACUCCCAUCUGAACAGACAGUUUCCUUUCCUCAUUUCUGUUCCAGAGUCCCAAGUCCUCUGAUUUAGAAGUUCGAUGCUAUGUCCUUUUUUUUGGAAGGAAAUGUUCUUAUAUGCUUAACCUCCUCUUCCUCUGCUUCCUAGGGUCCUGCACAAGACCAUGAAGGACUGCCCCAGAGUCUUGCUGGUGGCUGUCUUUUGGCUCAGACAGCACUGUUUCCCCCCUUCCCUUUUAACUGGGUAGGCGAAAUCAUCACCAGGUACCUCACUGGAUGGAUCUUCACACAAUACAAGGGCUCUGUCAUUCACCCUCACUUGUCAUUUCUUCAUUUGACACUUUGGGUAAUCAGGUUUUGAUUCCCUUUGGACACCACUUUUCUAAGGACAUUUAGGGUUCUGUAGGAGGCCAGGAAACCCACUACCGGAUAAUCCUAAAUGGAAGAGAUUUGCUGUUUGGUGUCUCAAGCUUCACCAUAAUCCCUUCUCAGUGGGGGGCCUGUUUGGUCCUUUUGUGUGUGUGAACUGCUCCAUGCUGGCCUAGCAUAUUCUUCUGUUAAAGCUCACUUGUCAGCAGUCUCUGCUUAUCUGCCCUCAAACCUGCCAUUGGCCUCUCAUUUUGAGGUGAAACAAUUCCUUAAAGGCAUCCUUCAUAUCAGGCCUCCAAGAAAACCGGUUCCUCUCUCUUGUGACUUUAAUUUUGUCCUUAAAAAGAUAACUUAGGCUCCUUUUGUGUUCACUUCUUCUUUCUCCUACUUGCAACAUUGCACUUAGAAGACUUUUUUUUUGUGGUGGCUGUUAUUUCAGCCAAAUGUUUCCAAACUUCAGGCGAGGAUGGAGGGAGAGAGCCUCCCUUUUUUGAUUUUUCUUAGACAAGGCUGUCUGUGGAUACUAAUCCUCCUUUUAUGCCCUAUGGUGAUUAAUGAGUUCCCCCUUAAUCAGUCUAUCCAAAUCCCUCCCUCCUUUCCUCCUCCUUCACAAUCUGCUAGUGAGAAGGUGCUUUAUAUCUUGGAUUUGUAUACAGAUCAGAUGUUAUUUGAAUAAGACAAUGGCUGUCUCAAAAAUCUGAGCAUCUUUUAGUUUCUUCUAAUACCAGGGCAUUGAGUAGUGUGUAAACAAACCAUCUCCUUUUGAAUUUCCUAGGCCAUUUCUUUUUGUAGGUCAUUUCAUGGUAAACCUCUUUCAGCUUCAGUUCAAGCUCAUUCUACAAGAGUAGUAGCUUCUUCUGGAGCUUUCUUCAAGGGUCAAGAUACUAGAGCUACACUAGAAGCUGCUAAUUGGUCCUCUUUCCACACUAUUAUUAAACAUUACAAAUUGGAUGUCAUUUCCAAAGCCAGAGCAAGGAAUGCCAGGGCUAUCCUUCAAGGGUUUGUGAAGGGUUGCUCUAUGCCUUCUUCCCCACAUCCUGUUCAGAAGCUUUGGUAAUCUCCCAUAUGUAGUGAAUAUUGCAGCAGUGAUAAGGAAGGACAUAGUACAGUUGUGCAAGACAUUACCAUAAUAGUGUAUGUCCUACUUUUCACUGUUGCAGUAUUCAAUCUCUCACUCCUGCCUCCUUUUCUCUUUUCUGUUCAGAAAGCUCUGCUGGCCGAAGGGUCUUUUCCUUUCUUGCCCUAUUUCUCUUUCUUCAUCUUCCUUUCAGGAUACAUGACCUUAUUUAUCCUGGUGUCAUUCUACUUCCCCUGGAGCACUUCACUUCUGAGUAUUGAGUGUGCAUAAUCACCUUUAUGCCCUAUGCCUGAGUAGGGAGCAUACUCCUGAUGUAUGACACAGGGAGGAUGUAAAUGGCUUUGUUAUACUGGCCAGAUGUUGGGAUAUCCUUGAUAGGAUAUCCCACGUGUAACGAAUACUGCAACAGUGUAAAGUAGAACAUAUACUGUUAUGGUAAGACCUUGCACAAUUGUACUUUCUUUGCAAUUUUUCACACAGAUGAGAAAUUAAUUAUAUGAUACUGUAUUGCUGCUCUCCUUGGAAUUGAACUUGGUAUCUCUCUAGUUUGUGUGUGUGUGUGUGUGUGUGUGUGUGUGUGUGUGUGUGUGUGUGUGUGUGUGUGUGUAUAUAUAUAUAUAUAUAUAUAUAUAUGUGUGUGUGUGUGUGUGUGUAUGUGUAUGUAAUACAAAUCAGACCUUUUGCAGUAGUGAUGUACAUAAUGGUUGUUUUCUUAAGUAAGAGUUCUUCAUUUAUUUGCUGUCUCUGGCAUAGAGGGUAGGAGCCCUGUCUUUGACUCAGGUGAUACAUAUUUUAAUAACAGCCUGAAUACUGGAAGACCCAGUAAGAUAGAGGAGUGACAAAGCAUUACCUGUUCACUGGACUCUGGGGAAGGGUAGGAGACGUGUAUUUCAUGGUACACAAAAAAUCUGUCAUUUGUCUACUGGGUAGACCAGAGAGAGAUGACAGCAUGUGCUUAAAAGAGGGUCUGUGUGUCUUGGAAGAUACAUCAGUUGCAUCAGUGUUGAAGGGGGGUCACCACGGAAUGUGCUUAUUGCAUAGAAACCCUUGAGCACUUAGAUCUUUAAUGAUAAUCUUCCUUAUGGCUUCCUGCUUGAUAGCCUUCAAGUAGCAAAGCUGUUGCCCUCUAUGGGGAGAAAAUGGACAUAAGCCAAUUUGGUGGAUUGAUUAUCUUCAGGAAAAGUAUGAAGAAAAUGUUUAUUGGAAAGACAUUUUGGAAGUUGAUGUUUUUCUUUAAAUGUUCUUUACUGAAAUCAUUCUUGACAGCCAAAGGUAUAUAUGCACAUUCUGCUCUUGCAUUAUGUAUAUACUAUGAAUGUGAUGUUACAGUAUUCUUAAAUGGCCGGUGUGGUAUUGAAUCAUAACUGUAUAUGAAUUUUUGCACUGAAAAAUCAUAUAAGAUAAAUGUAUCUUGAACAACAAAUCAUUAUGGAAUAAUCCCAAAGGAAAGGCCAUGUAAAAAGUAGUAUUUAUAAUUGGGUCACUGUUCAUGGAAUUAUUGUGCUAUUAAUAUUGACUGUUCAGCAAACAGUGGCUGACCUCUGCAAAAAUAAAAUACACAAGGUACUGUA